Messenger RNA from Xyrauchen texanus (razorback sucker), 4806 nucleotides. Its product is annotated as integrin alpha-D. NCBI's taxonomy places the organism in Eukaryota, Metazoa, Chordata, Actinopteri, Cypriniformes, Catostomidae. Gene Ontology annotation, cellular component: external side of plasma membrane; integrin complex. Gene Ontology annotation, molecular function: integrin binding. The record is from RefSeq and is a predicted model, not a curated record. Bases 40 to 3510 code for a protein of 1156 amino acids. The transcript is spliced from 31 exons. Gene Ontology annotation, biological process: cell-matrix adhesion; cell adhesion mediated by integrin; cell-cell adhesion.
AAGACGUUUAACAGAGACAGACGGAGAGGUCACAGCAGCAUGAAGAGCAUGCAACUUUAUAUACUGUUCAUAUGGGUGUGUGUGUCAGCAGCUUUUAAUCUGGACACUGAACAUGCGCUCUGGUUUAACGGCACUCGUGAAGAUUUCUUCGGCUACAGCGUUCAUCAGUAUGAAUCUGAAACCAGGAAACAAAUUAUUGUUGGAGCUCCAUUACAAAGAAACUCAACUGGGGGAAUUUACACGUGCAGCACAGAUCUGCUGAAUUGCACCAUACUGCACCAGCCAGACUCUGAGAGCUUCAGGUCGUUUGGGUUGUCAGUUGCCGUGUCGUCUUCUGCCACUGCUUCGGUCACUAGUUGCAGUCCAUACCUUCCUCAUGAAUGUGAUGGGAACUCGUAUCUCAACGGCAUCUGUUAUCAGUUCAGCAGCAGCUUACAGGACGCCUCCAACUUUACUGCAGCUUUACAAGAAUGUUCGAAGAGAGAAGUUAAUCUGGUGUUUCUGUUCGACGGAUCUAACAGUAUGAAAUCAGAAGAGUUUGACUCGAACAAAAAAUUCAUUACAGAUAUUAUGAAAAAACUGUCAAACUCCUCCAUAAAGUUCGCCGCUGUCCAGUUUUCUACAGCAAGGAGAACUGUUUUUGACUUCAACGACUAUCAGAAUGGCUCGGCUGAAGAGAAACUCAACAAAGAGAAACAAAUGAGCACCCUCACCAACACACACAAUGCAAUCGACUUUGUUUUGAUAAAUCUCUUUAAUAAUGUGUCCUCUGGAGCGAACCUCAAUGCUGCAAAAGCUCUGGUGAUCAUCACAGAUGGAGACCCCACUGAUAGAGACACUAAAUCUAUCCUCAAAAAGUGCGAUGACCAAAACAUCCUGCGCUAUAUAAUUGGGGUGGGGAAUCUGGAUCUAAAUAAACUGACUUCACUUGCUUCAGAACCAAAACAGAACAACACAUUCUACAUUCAAGAUUACGGUGGACUCAAGGGGCUUCUCGACAACCUGCAAAACAAGAUCUACAACAUUGAAGGUUCCCAGGAAGCUGCUGGUAGUAGUCGACAGAAGGAACUGUCUCAAAGUGGAUUCAGUGUUGUUUACCACAAGGACUCUGUGAUCGUAGGUGCGGUUGGAUCUAAUGACUGGCGUGGAUCUCUGUAUGAAGUGACGGGAUCGGGAUCUGGAUUCACAGAGAUCGAGAUUACAGAUCCAGGGCUCAAUAAUGACUCAUACAUGGGUUACUCUGCUGUGAUUGGACGAAGAGGAAACGUCACUCUGCUGUUCUCCGGCGCUCCGCGGGCUGAACACAAGGGUCAAGUGACCCUCUUCAUUAAGAGUGAAAACAUAUGGAGAGUGACGAGGAACAUGACAGGAGAACAAAUUGGCUCAUAUUUCGGAGCGUCUCUGAGCAUGUUGGAUGUUGAUUCAGAUGGAGACUCAGAUUUUGUUCUGGUCGGAGCUCCAUUAUUUCAUCAGUCUCAGCCGCGAGCAGAAGGAAGGCUGUACGUCUACGCUUUAACAGACCAGAAGAAACCCACAAACAUUGUAAACACAUGCAAUGUGAGCGUGUCAAACACAGGACGAUUCGCAGCAACUUUGGCAUCACUAAAGGACCUGAAUGGAGACGGUCUGACAGAUGUUGCUGUUGGCGCUCCUCUGGAUGAUGAUGGACAGGGAGCCAUCUACAUCUAUAUGGGUCAUGAAACACAUGGCAUCAACAACAAACAGCCUCAGCGGGUCUCAGCACAGAUGGUUUUGUCCGGUCUGCAUCAGUUCGGUGUGUCUCUGUCUGGUCUGAUGGAUGUGAAUGAAGACAACCUGACAGACAUUGUGAUCGGAGCACAAGGAGCGAUCGUGCUGCUGAAGGCUCGGCCAGUGAUGUCUGUAUCGUCACAGCUCAGUUUCAGUCCUAAAGAGAUCAAUCUGACCGACUUUGAAUGUCCCAGCACGAAUGUGUUUCACAUGUUUAACCUCACUUCCUGUUUCACUAUGACAGAGCGCACCAGUAGCACAGGAUCUCUAAACAAGAGUCUGAAUAUCUCGCUGAAUCUGAACAUGGAUUUCAUCAGAGAAAUGAAUAGAGGAUUCUUUGAUCAGAUGAAUUCAUCGUCUAGAACUCUACAACAGUCCGUCCUGCUGGAGUCGAAGUUCUCCUGCUUCAGUUUCUCCGUCUUCAUGCCGCGGUGUGUUGCCGACACCGUGUCUCCACUGAAGAUCCGAUUGGAUUUCUCACAAAUGGAGAUGUUAAAUGGAAAUUCCACAGCUGUUCUUGACAUUUACAGCAGGACAGAAGAGUUCACUGAGGUGCCGUUUAAGAGGAGCUGUCAUUCAAACAUCAGCUGUGUGGCCGAUCUGAAGCUAAACUUCACGUUUAUGAACGACACGUUACUGGUGGUGAAUGAAGCUCAUUUUAUGGUCCUCGUAUCGCUGGAGAACCCGGGAGAUGAUUCCUUCAACACCAGCAUAGUGCUGCAUUACCCAGAAGGCCUUUCUCUCUCCAAAUUCGAGACGGUGAAGCCGAGUCGGACUCGCAGCAGCUGUGGGAAUCGGGACGAUGAUGUAAUGAACAGAACCACCUGUGGCAUCAAUUUACCGGUGUAUGCCAGAGGUACCACGACUCAGUUUCUGGGAACGUUCCGGGUGAAUUUGGAGUACGACUGGACAGACAUGACACAGAUGAUCAUCACGGCCAACAGUGAUAACUCCAGGAACAACACAGAUGUCACCGUGAAGAGGACUGUAGCGGUUCAGUUCGCCAUUGAUCUGGCCAUCAGUGUAGUGGCUGAAGAUUCAGUGACAUAUCUGAACAUAUCUCUGGAUGAUCAACAGCCAAAACAUCUCAGCAUCAUGUUCAAGGUGGAGAAUCUGGGUGUGAAAGCUCUGCCGGUGUCAGUAAUAUUUAAUAUGGGGUGUCAAUCUCCACAUGUGACUUUAAAAAGCUCCAGUGUGCAUCAGAAUAUAACGCAGUGCCAGUUCGAUCAACAGGACGGUCGCUGUGGGAAGUUUAAAUGCAAUCCGUUCCAUCUGCAGAGAUUUUCAUCUGUUCUUUUCAAUCUGACAGCACACAUAACUCUCCAGAACAUGAAGGAAUAUGAGCAUAGAUAUUCCUUCAGUGAGUUCAGGACAGAUUUUACGUUUAACGUCAGCGCUCAUGUGGAGUAUAACAGAACCCGCUACAACCAGAUGUCCACUGGCCUGAAGGAGGACCCUCACAAAUCUCUGGCUGUUGUGAAAGUGGAGUUUGUCAAUCCACCCAAUCGGCUGCUGAUCAUCUGCACAGGUGGAGGGGGCGGGUUCAUCUUACUCAUUAUAAUAUUAGUGCUGCUGCUGAAGUGUGGGUUUUUUAAGCGGAAGCGUCCUUAUGAGUUUCCUGAAGAGGAGUGUGAAACUGCGUCUUUGGUGGAGAAACCAAACGAUGCUUCCCUGAUAGAAGAGAAAGAGAACGGAGCGAUCGAGAGCGGAGGGACUGAAAAGGGCAGCGAAAUCAUUCCAGAUCCUCCAAACAUCGAGUAAAAAUGAAGUCAUUUCAGUUCAAUUAGAGCAUCACAUUAUUGUAUUAGGGAUGUGUGCAGUGAGCUAUGAGACUAAAUAACAUAAAAUCACUCACAUAACGUCAAACAAACACAAACUAUCACUGCCUUGAACAUCGUGUCGUUAACCCAUGAAAAUAUUAAUUUAAGUGUUCUGUCUGGGUCAAAGACAACCGUCCAGUGCGUUUCUAUAGAAAAUCAAUUGAAAAACAGUGCACACCCACAAAAACAUACAUGAACAGCCAUAACUCCACAUAUAAGUGAAAAUAGGUCUCUAAACCAAGUCCCGACGGUUUGGCUUGGAAACCUCUAUCGCAUGUGAACUGUAUCCGAAUAGUGAUUUCGGCAUUCAAAUACAUGUUGAACAGUUAAAUAAAGACUAUCCGUUUAUAUCCUUAAUUAAAACAAAUGUAUUAUCACUCUUUUCCUUGCACUCACUUUCUCUUCAUGUUGAAUGACAUUAAAUCACAACUGCUAUAUAGUGCUGAAUGCAGCCGCUUGUAAACAAUGCAAAUGUUCUUCAAUACACAACGUUUCUUACGGGAACACAGAAGUAUCACUUUCCUCCCUUCUCCAUUAUCCCAUCACUCAUGGUGUGUUCAUAUCAUGUCAGAAAGUGUUCAAGUUGUAUAAGCGCUCUGACUACACAGACAUGACGUCAUGGAAAAAUAACUAAUAAGGCAGGUGAAGGUAAAACACGUGGUUUUAUAUGUUUUUUUGUUCUUAAACGUUCUGCAUGAACUUGCCAUAAUCAUACACGCAAAGUCAGUACAUGAAAACAGACGUGCUUUUGAAACGUCUUAUCGCAAUGAUCUGUUCCUCAGGACAAACUGUGCUUUGAGUCACUUCAUUUACGUACAAUACACCCAUACUCUCACCCAUGCCCACUUACGCUUUGAGCUGGCACGAAACAUGUAUAACUCGUUGCACACGGUCGACACACUCACAGAAAUAGAGCCCAUAGAGUUAAAUGAAUGAAUCAAUGUAGACAAACCUCUUACCAUUAUUACUGUUGUCAUAGAAACAACUAACUUAGAAGGUGUGUGGACGUGAAGAGCUCUAGAUUCUACUGUACCAGUCUUCUGACAUCAUAAUCAUCAUGAACAUCAUCAUGAGUAUUGUUGUGAUGGAAACGGUUUUAUUAUUAUUAUAGUUUAAUAAUAUAUGUUUUCUUGAGUUUUAAUGUUUCUGUUCUUAUAAGAUGCUUCAUGUUUCUAGUGACUUCAAUAUUUCCUUCAGUGUGCUUAAUGUUAAUGUAUAUAUACAUAUAUAUAUAUAU